Molecule: messenger RNA, 1827 nt
Organism: Protopterus annectens (West African lungfish)
Lineage: Eukaryota; Metazoa; Chordata; Ceratodontiformes; Protopteridae
Product: rab GTPase-activating protein 1-like
Exons: 10
Coding region: 1-1389 (462 amino acids)
Source: RefSeq, a predicted model, not a curated record
AUGGUGUCUAAGUUCAGCGACUUCCUUGAAGAAUGUGAGCUUAUUUGUGGCCUUUAUUUGAACACGGGAUACCCAGACCAUCUCAUAUCAGAAUUGGUCAAGGAUGUUUGCAGUAAGAGGAAGAAUGGGUUCUAUGUACCAAUUUUGGGCAAUAAUGUAGCACCCCAGAACCCCGAGCCAUCCCAUAUGCAAGCCCAUGUGAAUUACCUUUACAGUUUUAUUACAACUUUCACUGUUGAUGCAGGGGCCAUUUCCUCCAUCAUAAAGAAAAAUUGGAGUAUUUUACGUUUAGACCUUCAAGGAAAAACUGACAGGAAACUUCAGGAACGUUUUUAUGAGCACCUUUAUGCCAUCAAAAAAGAGAGGAUGGAGAAUGCGCUUGCCAGGCAUGUUAAGGAAUACCCGGGUCAUGAAUUCUCUUUUUCAGUCAUUGAUCAGACCUCAAAGGAGGACCUGCUACAGGCAGAUUUUGAAGGGGCCUUGAAGUUUUUCCGAGUUCAACUUCCAAAGCGUUAUCGGGCAGAAGAAAAUGCCAGGAGACUUAUGGAAGAAGCAUGCAGUGUAAAAGUGCCUGUAAAGAAGCUGAAGAAGUAUGAGAAGGAGUACCUGAUGAUGAGGCAGAUGCAGCUUCAGCAGGAGGACCCCAUUGACAGAUACAAGAAGGAAAACCGAAGGCUUCAGGAGGCCAGCAUGCAUCUGGAACAAGAGAACGAUGACUUGGCUCAUGAACUUGUAACCAGCAAAAUUGCACUACGAAAUGACUUGGACCAGGCUGAAGAUAAGGCAGAUAUUCUGAACAAGGAAUUGCUACUGACCAAACAGAAACUGGUGGAGACUGAAGCAGAAAAGAGGCAACAAGAGGAAGAGACUGCUCAGCUGAAGGAGAUUUUCAGAAAGCAACUAGAAAAAGCAGAGUCAGAGAUCAAGAAAACUACAGCCAUCAUUACUGAGUACAAGCAGAUUUGUUCUCAGUUAAGUACCAGACUAGAGAAACAGCAAGCAGCAAGCAAAGACGAGCUGGAAGUUGUCAAGAGCAAACUGAUGUCAUGCAAGCGUUGCAGUGAGUUGUUUAACAAAGAAUGGUCAUUUCUACUGCCAGUGUUGCACUGGGACAACCAAGAUGUAGACCGCAGUGAAGAGAAAGAGUCUUUAAAGGAGCAACUGAAAGCAGUGGAACUGGAUUUGGCACAGACUAAACUGCAGCUGGUGGAGGCAAAGUGCAAAAUACAGGAACUUGAACACCAAAGAGGGGCUCUGUUAAAUGAAAUCCAAACUGCAAAAAAUUCUUGGUUUAGUAAAACUCUGAGCUCUCUGAAAACUGCCACAGGAACUCAGCAAGCUCAUCUCCCUUCUCAGCCACAGGCCGAGCCCUCCAAACAAAGUACAUAGCUUUGCCAGUGCAAGGAAGACAAUAGCACAAGACAUUUGCAGCAAGUGGGAUUUCUGCCUGUUCUUCUGCUCUGACUGACAACACGUGAAGGAUGGGAACAAGUGUAGUGCUGGACAGGCUACCAACCUCGCAAAUAAAAAACUGAAGCAUUAGAACAAUGUUUCAUAAAGACACUAAGACCCUCACCCAUUCUGACCUGCUGGUGGUGAUUGUUUCAUAAGUUUGCUUUUAUCUUUGUUUUUCUAAUAUAUUAAAGUAAUUCAGAGUUGUUUAAUGAUUAUUAAGUAAUUAUUAUAGAUGAUUUUUAUCUUGUACAGAAUGAAACUACAUGGAAUUUUUUGUCAUAUUUUCUGGGAAAGAAACAACACUGAGUGACAUCAGUGUGACUUUGUAUGAACAAAUUCUUGGAAAUAAAGCACACUGUAAAAUGCCUCAUA